Molecule: messenger RNA, 5661 nt
Organism: Chlamydomonas reinhardtii
Lineage: Eukaryota; Viridiplantae; Chlorophyta; Chlorophyceae; Chlamydomonadales; Chlamydomonadaceae
Exons: 5
Coding region: 316-5175 (1619 amino acids)
Source: RefSeq, a predicted model, not a curated record
UUAAACUACAUCAGAGAACCGCUUGCUCGCCCGCACAUGCAAGGGCGAGACAGCGUGCUUAAAGGCAAGAGUGCAAGUCUAGGCGGAUCCACCACGCAGUCACCGCUUCGAGCAGGCACUCGCAGCGUUCAUCCGCAGCCGUUUCUUCCUCCCGGCUCCUCGGAAUCUUCGGUGCACUCUCGCACUGUCGCACCGUCACACGAUAUCAGAUUAACGGAGUCAGGCAAAAAGAGCAGCUCUUCAUCUGGACGCAGUCGUAUUCUGAAGGCGGGCGUGAAUCCCCCUGGCGCGUGGAAAUCAUCGGCUGCGCUUGCCAUGGCCGCGAACGAAAGCCCACCACCGCUUUCCAGCCGGUCUGGACACUCAGUGGUCCGCAGCCUGGUUGGGGAGCUGACGCAGGCGCAAACCCCCGCUCCCCAACUCGCCGCGGCCAGGCAGGCGGGCAGCGGCACGGCUCGCUCCCCUGGCACGCCAGCAACAGUCAGCUGGUGGCCGGAGGUGCCUACGCUCAACGUGACGUAUACCCCCGAGCGCCGAAAUGCCGGUCCAUUUGGGUACGGCAGCCCGCCGGCAGCAAAGAAGAGUCCGGGCCGCGGUGGCGCGGGUGCAGACGCGGUCGCGGCUUGCCGGAGUGGCGGGGAAGGUAGUGAUGCCGGUGCUGGUGCCGGUGCUGGUACUGGUGCUGGUGCUGCUGCUGGUGCUGCUGCUGGUGCUGUAGCACCAUCACCCUCGGACCUGGUGGCGCGAAUGGAGGCCCUGCGGGCGCAGCUUAUGCGUGUGGCCAGCACGCUAACUGGCGUCCAGGUGCGGGCAGCGGCGCUGUCCUCCUCCCUGGACCGCAGCAGGCAGGCGCUGCUAGAGGAGGGCGGCCGGCGGGAGGAGGAGGCGCCGGGCGGCACCUUGGCGGCUGGAGGAGCCGUGGGAGCGACUGCGGUGUCGAUGGGUGGGACUGCGGCCGGCCCCUCGAGCUCCCCUGCGGUGGCGGCAGCCGCUGCAGCCGCUGCAACAAGCAACGGCGGCAGGAGUGCGCUGCCCCUGCGGUUGGUGGCGGGCCUACCUGAUGAUGCCAAUGGUGCCGGCGGCGCUGCGCACCCCUUCGAGCUGGGCAGCCCCUCUGGCGGCACCCAGUUUGUGGCCCUGCCGCCUCAGAAUCAGCCGGAGCAGGAGCAAGCACACAGCGAUCGGGAGCAGGUAGCGAGUGCCGAGGAGGUGCGGCUCGGCGACGACGACGCAGCUUCCGCAACAGUGGAUGAUGCCGGUGUUGGGUCUGAGGUGGCGCAGCCUCCCCCGAGCGGUAGUACGGCUGCCGCGGAGGCGGUGGCUGUGCAGCUGCGGCCCCUGGCGCUGGCCUCGGGCGUGGCGCCGAGCACCUUCGCCAGCCCCUUCCUGCAGCAGCUGGGCUCCCGGGUGCUGCAGGAGCUGAAGCAGGGGCAGGGCAAAGCGCAAGCCCACCCGGCGGCGGCGGCUGCAGCGGGCGCACCAAUAGCCGCGGCGGGUUUUGAAGCGCUGGUAACCUCGGGUUCCGCACAGGCGGGCCACAGGCCGCCGCAGCGGUCUGCCAACAGCUUUGGAGGCGGGCAUGGCGUUGGAGGCCUGCUGGGUAGCGGGCUGUUGUCGUCUGUGUCGGUGGCGUCGUCGCUGGAUGCGGCGCAGGUGCACCCCUGGCCGAUGGCGUUCUCAGCCGGCACCGGCACCGCUGGCCUCAGCGCGGGCGUUAGCAUGGAUGGGGUUGGGGCGGCCUCGGGUUUUGCAGGCGGCAUGUCGCACAGCAGCAGGGCUGCUGCGCUGGUGGCGGAGGCGGCUGACGUGCCGUCGCCCGCCUCGAGCAUCGAUGCAGCGCGGGUUUACCCCUUCAGCGGUGGGGACGCGGCGCAGGCCAUGUCGUCGCCGGGACACUUCCUCACUCGCCUCUUCGCCGGCAGCGGCGGCAGCUUCGGCCACGGCGGCAGCUUCGGCCGCGGCUCGCUCGAGGCAGCCUCCGUCGCCUCCUCCAUUGACGCGGCACGCGUGCAUCCCUAUCCCUGGCCGGGCGGGUCUGGCCCGGUGGGCGCUGCGGCCGGCUGGGCAGAGGCCUCCGGCGCAGCAGCCGCCAGCUCCGCCGCCACCACGCCGCAGCGGCCCGGUGGCGGCUCCGGGUACGUGUCCGCGGGCUUCCUGGCCAGCCUGUCGCCACUGGAGCGAUCCCGCCUGGGCCGGGAGCUGUCCAUGGGCGGCAGCGGCACGCUCGGCGGCGGCGGCAGCGGCGUUGAAGGCGUGGGUGACGGCGGCUCGCCGGCUCUGUCCGUGGCCUCGUCCAUGGACGCGGCCCGCGUGCACCCCUACACCUACACCUCGCCGUACGCUCCCGUGAGUCUGCACGGCACCUGGAUGCCAGGCCGGCUCGCGGGCGUGUCGGGGGCCGCGGGCGGCGGCGGUGAGGCACAGCUGUCAGAGCUGGAGGCGGCGGCGGCGGAGGUGGACGGUGUGGUGAUGGGUCUGGCGGCCGCGGACGGGUCGUUGGAGCUCAUGUCGGCGGCGGCAGCGGCGGCGACAGCGGCAUCCGCAGCUCUGGCUGGCGUCGGCGGCUCCGGCGCCCUGACCUCCUCGCUCCGCCGCAGUGGCGGUGGCAGCGGUGCGGUGGGUGGUAGCGGCGGCAGCGGGCCGCUGCUGGCCAGCCCACAGGUGCUGGUGGAGGCGGGUGUUGAGGGGAGCGGCAGCGGCGCAGUUGUUCGGCCACUGCUGCCUCUGGAGGAAGAUGGUGAGGAUGAGGAAGGGGAGGGGGCUGGGCAGCAAGAGGAGGCCCAACCUACGGCUCAGCAGUUGGAGGACUCGCGCACUGCUGCGGAGCUUAACCAGGCUGUGGAUGGCGCCGGCGAGCGGCCACAAGGCGGGCUGGAUGUGGAGGUAGAGCCGGAGGCGGAGGGUUCCGGUGGCUCGCCUCUGGGGCGCGGCAAUCCUGCCUUGCAGUUCUGCCGUGACAUCAGCUUCGCGGUGCGCCUGUCGGGCUCGCCGGAGCGGGAGCAGGAGCCGGGCCAGGGGCGGGACCAGCAGGCGGGCGGCAGCGGCGGCGGCUUCGGCUUUGGCGUGGGCAGCACAGUGGAGGAGGGGGACGACGAGCAGCCCACCUUCAGCCGGCGGCAUCGCUAUGCCGAUGGUCAGGAGGGCGCUGGAGCCGGCAGUGAUUACGGGGAGGAGCACGACCGCCCUCGCAUUGGGGACGAGGAGGAGGAAGAGGCGGACCGCAACGAGCAUGAAAGCCAUGAGGAUGACGAGUAUGCAGAUGAGGUGUUUCACGAAUAUGGUGGCUCGGAUUACGGCGCCGCCAGUGACGGACCCGGCGCCGCCGCCACCAGCGCACGCCGGCUGAGCGGUAACGCACGCCGCGCCAGCGGCGCUAGCGGCGUCAGCGGGACCAGCGGCCUCCACGGGGCCGGCCUGGAUUUGGACAGCCCGGGUCUGUCACAUGGGCUGUACAAGUACACGGCGGCGAGCGGGUCGCGGGGCGGCGGCGGUGGCGGCGGCUCCCGCGGCGGCGCCGGCAGUGAGCUGUUGGACUAUGAUGACGACGACGAGGCGCUGGUGACGCCGCUGGGGCUGGGGCUGGGCGGCCUGGCCGGCUGGCGGGCAAGCGUGGAUGAGGUGGAGAGAGAGGGCUCAGUGGCGGCGGAGUCAGCUGGUGGUGGGCUGUGGAGUGGGGACGCCCGCGGCGGCGGCGCCGCCACCGCCGCCGGGCUGCCACGGCGCAGCGGCGGCGGUGGGUACGACGGCUUCUCGGAGGAGGAGGAGGGCGAGGGCUCUGGGCUGCUGCUAGGCCGCGAGUCCAUAGACCGGCCACUGCUGGUCAAGUCCGCUAGCAUGGGCUCAGAGCGGGGUGGUAGCGGAGCUGGCGCCGAUCAGCGCCGCACCCUCAGCGCCGGCAGUGCCGGCGCCAGCAGUGGGGGCCGACGCGACGCAGCCGACCGCGAGGCCGCUGCGGCGGCGGCAGCUGCCGCGGCCGCGGCCCUUGCAGCGUCGGAGGCGUUCUCGUUCCCCUCCGCAGAGGUGGCGGAGCGGCUGGCGUUGGCGCGCGCCCCCAGUGGUGGCUGCGGCAGCGCGCGCAGCAGCUACAGCGGCUGCGGCAGCCCGCGCGUCAGCCUCACCGGCGCCGUCAUGAUUCCUCCCUGUGGCGGUGGCGGCGGCAGCGCUGGCACGAGCCCGCGCGUGAGCUUCUCCGGCAUUGGAGGCGGCGGUGGCGGGGCCGCCGCCGCCAUGGGCCUCGGCAGCCCGGGUCUUGCCAGCAGCCCGGCCGGCAGCGGCAGCCACCACAGCUACUCGUCGCCUAUAGGGGGCGGCACGGGCAGCUGGCGGUCGGCGCAGCAGCGGCCCAGUCGCAUCACGGUGCCCACCUCGCCGCGCAGCAGCCUGGGUGGCAGCUGGCCGUCGGGCGCGUCGCCGCUGCCGUCGCCCUACCACUACAGCGGCGCCGGCGCCGGCGGGGCUUCCGGUAGCUAUGCUGGCGGGUACAGUGGCGGCUACGGAGGUUACGGCGCCUACAGCUACGGCGGCGUGCGCACGCCUGGCUCCACCGGCGGCGGCGCCGACACCUUCUCGUUGCGCAAGGUGCUGGACGCCACCGUGUCCAGCUGCCUGUUCGGCUCGGAGGACGAGGAGGAGCAGGAGGGGGAGCAGCAGGAGGUGACGGGGCCGCUGCGGCCGCUGCAGGAGGCGGAGGACGAGGGCCGGGACGUCGGCGAACACGCGGCCGCAAACGGGCUGCAUGGGUACCCAGCCUACGGCUCUGCAGCCGCCGCUGCUACUGCCGCUGGCGAUGCGGAGGCGCCGUACGAGGGCGUGGAGGGCAUGGUGGAGGUGGGGCUGCGCAGCGCCGCGCAGGAGGAGGCGGAGCUGGACGCGGCGGUGCGGGCGGCGGUGGCGGCGCGGGCGGCGGCGGUGGACGCGGCGGAGGCGGAGGAGGUGCCGGAGGACCCGGACAUUGUGGUGGAGGGCGUGGAGCUGCCCAAUGGCGGCCGGGCGGAGCUGUCGCCCAGCGCCGGGCGGGCGGGUGCGAAUGGCGGGGGACCAGGCGGCGUGGGGCGGCAGUGGUCCGGGCCGCCGCCGCUGGUGGCCGUGGAGACGGCGGUGUUCAUCACACAGAUCCUGGCCGCAGGGGGCGGAGACGACAGCGACGAGGAGGAACUAAGUGGUGCACGCGCCUAAGGAAAGCUGAAAGGUGCCGUACCCAGCCUACAGUGCAUACGGUACGCCAGAAGCAGUUAGGGAAGCACAACGGGCCAGGCUGGUUGUGAGUGGUGGGCGAUCGUGUUUGAAGUAUUGGAGCAGGAGAGUUAGCAGCAUAAAGCAGGAGCAGGGAUGUGCGGUGAGCAGGCUAUGUUUGCACUUGGUGGGGUGUGGGGCGACCGCACAGAAAGACGAGACAGUCUAGGGCGAUGCGGAUGAGCGAGAUGGUGGUGACUGACUCCGUUAGGCGGGCGCCGGUCAAGUGCAAACCCUAGGCAGGGGGAUUCCAGAGGACCCCUUGGUGCGCAGGGGAACGGUCACGGAUACGGCUGGCAGGUAGGCAUCGCUCCUGUACUGAUGGAGGUCGUUUGGUUUGAGGAGGAAGCCUGGGGUAGUACCGCCUGAAACUGACCCCAUGAUUUCAAUGGGAUAGGCGUUGGCGAGAGAGUUCAGAAUCGGCUUUCA